UUAUCUGGUUGACUCAUUUCAAGUUUCUGAUCUACACUGCUCGCGAGCAGGAGGAACAAGUUAACAGUAACACCUACUAUUAUCAGCUUCCACGAAAACAACUCGUAAGCUAUUUGCCUGUUUCGGAGCCUGGGUCUGUCAAUAGCCUGCCGGCGGCUUUAUCGACCUCUUAUCGAGUUGAUGUUGGUAGCGUUUUCAAAGAUUUGUCGAAGAAGACGCCUGGGUGGCUCUACUGGCGCCUGUUCAUCCGAAGAUCCAAAAACAUAUCCCAAUGCUCGUCACUAGACCUUCCGAUUCCGAACAUAGCCACUGGUCCUUUGGCAAAUAUUUUCCUCCCUCAGGCAAAGUACCAACCGGUCCACGCAUGUCAGACCAGUACGACGCCUCGCUUCCAACACAGCCAGACUGGCAAGGCCAGUAUCCGUAUCUGCCGCAGCCUACCGGAUCGGUCUAUGCUCAACCUUCGGAAUCGAACCAUACCAGCUCAGGAAUAAUCCAACCACAGCCCGUGGUAGAGAACGAGAACCUUCGGCUGGAAGCCCAUACUGACAGACAACCGGCUCUACGACCUGAUUCACGCCAUAAUAUUUAUCGUCUAGGAGCAGAGGACACUACUUACCCUUCCCGAGCGGCAGAAGAGAGAAAGGAUGAAGUGAGAGGCAUGAAGACGGCUUCACUGCUGCUAGACGAAUCCCUUACGCCUGGUAGAGAUGCUACUAGACUCCCCGCGCCUUUGAGCCAUAUCAAUGCGGCUGCAGCCAUGUCCAAAAGCCUAGGCAACCCUCCAAAUACGUUCGGACCAGAUGAUCAAUCCAUGGCAGUGCCAAAGGACGAUACAGAUGAUGCUUUGAUAGACGAGGACAUGGCAGAGGAAGAAGCGGAUUCGCUACUGCAAACUACAGCAGAACGAGUGGCGGCCCGCCGGAAGAUGAAGCGCUUUAGACUAACCCAUCAACAAACAAGAUUCCUAACGAGCGAGUUCGCAAAGCAGCCUCAUCCUGAUGCCGCACAUCGGGAGCGCCUAUCUAGAGAAAUCCCCGGAUUAAGUCCUCGACAAGUGCAAGUGUGGUUUCAAAACAGACGUGCGAAGAUUAAAAGACUCAAUGCUGAUGAUCGUGACCGAAUGAUCAAAAUGAGGGCUGUUCCGGAUGAUUUUGAUAACGUACAGGCUUUACACUCACCAUACGGCGCGGUUCACGGAAUGCCUCUGCCAUUAGCGCCACCCGUUGACUUUUCGCACGCUCAAUAUUCGAACAAUUCAAUAAUGAGGCCUCUAAUGGUGGAUGUUCGGCGUGGUCAAGAUGCGCCAGAGCAUAUGUCACCAACCGGACUAACCCCAUCGUUUGGUAGUAUCGGAUUUCAUCCUCCGAAUGCAGUAAACUCGUCCGGAGUAUUAUCCCCAAUAUCACCACACACGACUGACCGCUACCCUCCUCACGGAAAUGCCGGACCUCACGGAUCCCUGGAAGCGCAUCGUCAAGGAAUUAGGCCACUUCAAGGCUUUCACGGUCGAGAUUCAACGAGGCCAAGGUCUGAGUCAUUACAAUCGUACUAUAUGUAUUCAGGUCCGAAUGCCCACUCAAAUGCAGCUGAUAGAUCUCCCUUGGUCUAUCAGUCAAAUCAAGUAAACCAGACAUCUGGCAACGCGGGGGGCGUUGAUCGGAGUCCUUAUACGAGCAGUAACAAUGCACAACCAUCGCCGACGGCAUUGACCUAUCCGAACUUUCAACAGGCGUCGGAGAAUGGAUCUCGGCUUCGAGCCGCCUCAGCCUCUUUACCAUUAAAUACAACAGACCAAUAUCGGCCGCUCCACUCUCCUCAGCCAAAUGGCCAUCGAUCAACUGGACCUCCAUCGCAAUAUGGAGCCUCUGCAACAUAUCAAACCAACUACGGAGGUGCGCCUAUGACAGCUCCACUGACACGAGCGUCGGGUGGCCAACCAAGCGCAAGAAGCUAUCAAGAUCCUACAGGAACAACUGAAUUCUCUCAAACUAUGCCGAGCGGCUUGAAUGGCCAAGAUACGCGAACUGAAGCAAGAAGCAUGUACACCAGUGGAGCAGCUGAUUAUGCAGAUCACCAGCAUCGAGGGUAUGCAGCUCACAGAGGGGAGGCUUCACCCUUGGAUAGGCCAAGACCUCCUUCACAUCAUAACACAAGAUAACGUUAAAUCUUCAAUUUCUAUGAAAUGAGAUGAUGAAAUGGCGAAGAAGACGAACCAAAUCCAUGUCGCCAAAACGAUUUUAAUCGUAAUCUUUAAAUUAC
Molecule: messenger RNA, 2262 nt
Organism: Trichoderma asperellum CBS 433.97
Lineage: Eukaryota; Fungi; Ascomycota; Sordariomycetes; Hypocreales; Hypocreaceae
Source: RefSeq, a predicted model, not a curated record